GUGCUCCUGUAGCCGGUCUGUCAUUGAGUCAGUAGUAUGUGAACAGUCUGUGUGAACACACACAGCAGUGAGGACAUAAAUAGAGAUCAUCGGCUGUCCUGUCUGUGGUUCGUACAUCCCUGAUAUGACUCUGUUCAGCCUGAGAUAUAUGAACAUGAGUGGAGAGCUGCAAUCCAGCCGCUCUAGAUCAACAAGUAAAAGGGCCAGUGCCACCACUUACGGGUCUGACUUUGAGCUGGACUACAACAGCUACCACGAGGACUACUAUGACAGGGCCUAUGACUAUCAGCGUGUGCCAGCAUCACUGUCCCCAUCACCUCUGGAUACCAGCGUGGCCAAGAGAUCACGUUCCUCCUCCUACUCCACGGGCCACAGACGCAGCCGAGACAGAAUCCACUCCAAAAACUCCAGACCUCACUCCACUACAUCAGCCAAGUUGGGCAUGGGAGAGCUGCAGGUGAUUAAAAAGGAGCUGACUCUGAUAAAGACACAGAUCGAUGGGCUGCUCGACAGCCUCGACAGGAUGGACACACAAAGGAAUGACUACAAAGGGUCCCCCCUUAGGGCUGACAUUCCAUCUGGAUCACCGUACCCUCUGACAGCCAGCAGCCCUGAACACUCCUUCUCCUCCCUCUCCCCACACACCUCCUACCUUCCAAUCCACAAGGGGAGCCCCAACCUGAGGGAGUCCUCUGAUGACCAUCACACGAUGAGCAACAACAGCUCUGACCACGAGGAGGAAAUAUGAGGCUGGCAGAAGACACGGAUUACGUGCCAAACAUUGAGGAAGAGAAAAACAAUCGAGCCAAAA
Molecule: messenger RNA, 811 nt
Organism: Thalassophryne amazonica
Lineage: Eukaryota; Metazoa; Chordata; Actinopteri; Batrachoidiformes; Batrachoididae
Product: heterogeneous nuclear ribonucleoprotein C-like
Exons: 7
Coding region: 125-748 (207 amino acids)
Cellular component (GO): nucleus
Molecular function (GO): RNA binding
Source: RefSeq, a predicted model, not a curated record